Messenger RNA from Malus domestica (apple), 1912 nucleotides. RefSeq names its product patellin-4-like. Gene Ontology annotation, molecular function: lipid binding. The record is from RefSeq and is a predicted model, not a curated record. Lineage: Eukaryota; Viridiplantae; Streptophyta; Magnoliopsida; Rosales; Rosaceae.
AAAUCAUCACACAAUCUAAAUUUGGCGCCAAGGGUAACUCACGGUUGUUUUCAUCUUCAUAGGCACAGAAGAUUCCAAGAGAGCUUUGGAGUUUGAGGUGAUAGAAAAAAGGAAAGGGUAAAAAAGAAGAAAGCUUUGCAAAUUUUUGUGUCUCCAUGUCGAUCUCAAUUCUCCACCAUUGAAUCCUCUCACCACCAAAAAUUAGUCCUCUGGAAAUAACUGCCUGAGAGCUGUGUGCACCGAAACUCUGGCAGCACCGGGAACCUGAAAGCACGAUGACGGAGAAGAAAGAGGAGGAAGAGACACCAUUAGAGAAUGUCGAGGAUGAUCGUGUCGAAGAAACCGAGGAUGAAAGCACCCAUGAAGAAGUAAGCAAAAAUAGCCCUAGUGAAGAUCAAGAAAGUGAUGUAGAACAGGAGGGUGGAAAUGUAAAUUCACCGUCUGUCGAAUUCAAGAACAAGAAGAAGAAAAAGCAGAGAGCCUUGAUGGAAUUGAGGUGCAGGGUUGAGGAUGCAAUUGUUGGGAAUUAUCUGUUGGGAAAACCCAACAAGAAGCUUGGACCGGACGAGAGUUUCCGGCGGGAGAUGGAGCCGUGGGAGAUCACUCUUUGGGGGGUGCCUUUACUCCCAAGCAAAGGCCACCAAGGCACCGACAUUGUGCUGCUCAAGUUCUUGAGAGCAAAAGACUACAAGGUCCUGGAAGCGUUCGAGAUGCUGCGAAGGAUGCUGAAAUGGCGAAAAGAAUACAAAACGGAUGAGAUUCUGGAGGAGGAGUUGGGGUGUGAUCUUAAGAAUGUGGUGUUUUUGAAUAGUGUGGACAAGGAAGGGCACCCUUUGUGUUAUACAUUUUAUGGGCCUUUUAGAGAUAGGGAAUUGUACAAUAGGACUUUUGGUUCUGAGGAGAAACGGCAAGAGUUUUUGAGGUGGAGGGUUCAGUUUAUGGAAAGGGGAAUUCAAAAACUUAGCUUCAAGGACGGAGGAGUGGAUUCUAUGGUUCACGUUACCGAUUUGAAGCACUCGCCGGGGCCGGACAUGAAGGAGCUUCGUUCUCUUAGCAACAAAACCCUAGUUUUGCUCCAAGAAAACUAUCCAGAGCUCAUCCAAAAGAAUAUUGUGAUAAAUGCUCCAAUUUGGUAUUAUGUGGUGCAUGUGCUCAGAUCAAGGCUCCUAAGUCAAAGAACCAAAAAGAAGUUCGUGUUUGCCAGGCCUUCAAAUGUUACAAAAACCCUUCUCAAGUUUGUAGAACCAGAAGAACUCCCAUCUCAGUAUGGUGGCCUCAAAAGAGAGAAAGAUGGUGAUUUCACACCAGAGGACAAAGCAUCAAGGCUCAAAGUCAAACCGAGCACAAAUGCCUGCAUCGAAAUCCCAGUUGCUGAGGGUGGAUUGACAAUGGUGUGGGAUCUAACAGUGGUGGGAUGGGAUGUGUACUACAAGGAGGAGUUUGUACCUGAUGAUGAAGGCUCAUACAAGAUUCUGCUCCAAGAAAGGAAGAGAUUGGGACAAAGUGUUAGAAACUCCUUCUAUAUUAGUGAACCUGGCAAGAUGGUGAUAACAAUUGAGAACUGGACAUUCAAGAACAAGAGAGUUCUAUAUAGGUCCAAAGCCAAACCCACUCUCCCCAUGUACAUCUACCUUAACAAAUAGCUUUCUAUUUAGAUAGUUCUGCUUACCAUGUGUUUGGAUGAUGGGAAAAUAUUUAGAAUUCAAGGAAAAAUCGGGAGUUGGACCGUAGAAAAGGCUAACUCCCUCGUUUGCCAAGAUGAGCGAAGAAAUUGAGAAAUUUCAUGCGAGAAAUAUUUUGGAAAAUUCUGUGGUUUAUUUUCCCUUGGUUUUCUUUCUCUUUGUUUGGCUUUCAUUUACAUCGGUCUUCUCUAUUUGUUGUCGUUGCCUCUUUAUCUAUUGUUUUCUUUUCA